Episyrphus balteatus (marmalade hoverfly) is the source of this 1316-nucleotide messenger RNA. RefSeq names its product serine protease easter-like. Gene Ontology annotation, molecular function: serine-type endopeptidase activity. The record is from RefSeq and is a predicted model, not a curated record. The coding region runs from base 105 to 1214 and encodes 369 amino acids. Lineage: Eukaryota; Metazoa; Arthropoda; Insecta; Diptera; Syrphidae. The transcript is spliced from 4 exons. Gene Ontology annotation, biological process: proteolysis.
GCUAUGUACAGUCAUUAUAAUCAUUUGGAUUAGUCUUGAUCGGUCCGUCUUUAACUUUGUUUACUCGUAGUCUUUAGUCAAUUUCUUUCCAAAAGAAUUGCAGGAUGAUAAGGAAAUCAUACAUUUUUAUAGCGAAUGUACUAAUUUUAAGUUUCAUAUCAGUGGCCAGUGGACAAAAUGAUCUUAAAAAAUGCGAAAACCUGCAUGGUGAGAAUCGUUUGUGCAUACACUUGGAACAAUGCACAGAACUUUAUAACAUGUUAACUAAAAACCCAUUACUACAAGCUGAUAUAAUUUUCCUUCAACGUAGCCACUGUAAAACUGAAAAUGGAAAGGUUUUUGUCUGUUGUUCAGAUCGACAAAUGCGACCUUCACCAUUAAUUCCAGAACCCGGCCAGUGUGGCAAUGUUAGAUCCAGUCGAAUCUAUGGUGGUAACAUUACAAAAUUUGACGAAUUCCCAUGGAUGGCAUUGAUUGAGUAUGAUAAAGGUGGAAAUGCAUACGGACAUCAUUGUGGUGGAAGUUUGAUUAGCAACCGAUAUGUUCUGACAGCAGCGCAUUGCAUAAGCCAACUACCCCAAAAUUGGAAAUUACAUCGAGUUCGCUUAGGUGAAUGGGACACUUCAACAAAUCCUGACUGUGAAGUUGACACUCGUGGCAUUGAAGAAUGUGCUGAUCCUCAUGUUGAUGUUACAAUCGAGAAAGUAAUUCCUCACGAAAAAUAUUUGACUUCAAGCAGCCGAACCCACGAUAUUGGGCUUAUACGUUUAUCACGUAACGUAGACUAUACCGAUUUUAUUCGACCAAUUUGUUUGCCACUUAAAGAUAUCCUUAAACAAUCCACAUUUAAUGGAAUCAAAAUGGAUGUUUCCGGUUGGGGAAGAACAGAACAGGGAACACCGAGUAAUGUUAAACUUAAGGCUGAAGUUCCAGUUGUACCGUUGGAUCAAUGCAGAGUUUUUUAUAGUCGAUCCAGUUAUAAUUUAGAAGGCUCACAAAUGUGUGCUGGUGGCCAACAAGGUAUUGACACCUGCAGUGGUGAUUCAGGUGGACCUCUUAUUGGAUUAGAUUCUUCUAAUAAACAGCGAGUUUAUUAUUUCAUCGCUGGAGUAGUAUCCUUUGGGCCCACUCCGUGUGGAUUGAAAGACUGGCCAGGGGUAUAUACAAGAGUCAGUGAAUAUGUUGAUUGGAUUAAGCAAAAUAUUGAACCUUAAAUUUUGUUUUAAAUUUAAUAAACCAAGAAAUAUAUUUUUGUAAGGGCAACAGACUUGUCUUUGACAAAGCAGCGGUCUGUGCUGUUGUCAUAUUAUCUUUUA